AGAUCGAGGUAAAACACACCCGAUUUUACUCAAUGUGUAAGAAAAGAACGUUUCUUUCGAAUGUCUAUUGUGCAUCGGAGAUAACCCUGGAAUAACUUCCAAAGUUUGGUUGGAAUUUGCCACCAUUUUCGUCACCACCACCAUGUCCGAAAAGCUUGCAUGUCCUCGGCCAUAUCUGCAGCAAAUGUCAAAAACAUAUCCGUGACGAAGCAGCUAGCACCUCCUUCCAGUUUAAAUGACUGCAACAUCUAAGCCUUUUGGAAGUUUGCAGGAGUUGCUUUAAGGAAAAGGUCCAAUCUCUCCACUGGAUUUCCACUAAAAACAUGAUUUGCGGGCACACCAUCCUCCACAUUUUAAGCUCUGAUAUUAUUCGGGAUAUCAAGUUUAAAAGUUGAAAACAUGGAAUCAUUAGACUUCGCUAUGGUUAGGAAAGAAAACUGCACAUUCGGAGCUGCACAAGCUAACCUGCACGCCAGUCUUAGGAUGGUUAGAUCGUGACUGCCAAAUGGGAAGGCCAAGAUGGCAACAUGUUCUUUUAAGCUUUGGGUCGGUAGCAUUUAGGAACCCUAUUUUUGACUGAUGGAGAAAAACAUCUGGGCAGUUGCCGAGAAAUAGGAAUUUGGAGAUUGAAUAGCAAAAGCUUUAAAAUAAAAAUAAAGGGCUAAAAUCCAUAUCCAUGAAUGGUACAAGAUCUUUUAGCAUAUUUUAACCUUUAUUUAUUUAUAACAUAAAUACCAAAAUUAGAACUUCAUAUUGAUUUCCCGAAGCAUGUGAGAAUGCAUAGCUAAAAUGAAUACCACACUAAUAAAUUAAUUAACAUAAUUCCCAAGCCACAAUUACAUAGUCUGCUUCAAGUUCAAUCAUACGAUCAAAGCUUCAAGAUCUCUUUUAUCUUUAGUACACACAAAGCAUUAGAAAAGAGAAAGAAAAAUAAAGAGUCAGUUCCAAAAUCUAGCUUGAUAGAAUUUUCAUAUAAAAUUCUGUAAAUCUUUUCAUCAAUCGAUCAAUCAUUGAAAUUCAAUGGCGGAAGAAGCAGCUGCAUCGACGCCGCCUCAAUCAUCCGCGGCUCCUUUGGGAUCUUCCGUUAUACCGAUAGUGAACAAGCUACAAGACAUCUUCGCGCAGCUGGGUAGCCAGUCCACCACAGAGUUGCCGCAGGUGGCGGUGAUCGGAAGCCAGAGUAGUGGCAAGUCCAGCGUACUUGAGUCACUUGUUGGCCGUGACUUCUUGCCUCGCGGCUCUGACAUCUGCACGCGCCGCCCUCUCGUCCUUCAGCUCCUCCAGACCAAGCGUAGACCUGAUGGUUCUGAGGAGGAGUAUGGCGAGUUCCUUCACUUGCCUGGAAAGCGCUUCUAUGACUUUUCUGAGAUUCGCAGAGAGAUUCAGGCUGAGACAGAUAGGGAGGCUGGAGGAAACAAAGGUGUGUCAGACAAGCAAAUUCGACUUAAGAUUUUCUCCCCAAAUGUUCUUGAUAUCACUCUUGUGGAUCAUCCUGGAAUCACAAAGGUUCCUGUGGGUGACCAGCCCUCAGACAUUGAAGCUCGAAUUAGAACAAUGAUCAUGUCAUAUAUUAAACAGCCAAGCUGUCUGAUUCUUGCUGUUACUCCUGCGAAUUCAGACUUAGCAAACUCUGAUGCACUUCAAAUUGCUGGAAAUGCUGAUCCUGAUGGUUAUAGAACCAUUGGUGUUAUUACAAAGUUGGAUAUAAUGGACCGAGGUACUGAUGCUCGUAACCUGUUGCUUGGAAAAGUGGUUCCUCUUCGACUUGGUUAUGUAGGUGUUGUAAAUCGAAGUCAGGAGGAUAUUUUACUCAACCGGAGUAUCAAGGAUGCCCUUGUUUCAGAGGAGAAGUUCUUCCGCAGUCGUCCAGUAUAUACUAGUCUAGCUGAUCGUUGUGGUGUUCCUCAAUUGGCAAAGAAGUUGAACCAGAUUUUAGUUCAACAUAUAAAGGCAAUACUUCCUGGCCUGAAAUCACGCAUUAGUUCUGCACUGGUUUCUGUGGCUAAGGAGCAUGCAAGCUAUGGAGAAAUUACAGAAUCAAAGGCUGGCCAGGGAGCUCUUCUCCUGAAUAUUCUUUCGAAGUACUGUGAAGCAUUCUCAUCAAUGGUAGAGGGGAAAAAUGAACAAAUGUCUACAUCUGAGCUGUCUAGUGGUGCAAGAAUUCAUUACAUUUUCCAAUCAAUUUUUGUCAAGAGCUUAGAGGAGGUUGAUCCAUGUGAAGACUUGACCGACGAUGACAUUCGAACUGCCAUCGAGAAUGCAAAUGGUCCUCGAUCUGCACUAUUUGUUCCAGAAGUUCCGUUUGAAGUGCUUGUUCGAAGGCAAAUAGCACGAUUGCUAGAUCCAAGCCUCCAAUGUGCAAGGUUCAUAUAUGAUGAGUUAAUAAAGAUGAUUCUUGUUAGCCAUCGCUGCAUGGUGAAUGAACUGCAGCGAUUUCCUGUUCUGAGAAGACAUAUGGACCAAGUUAUUGGGAACUUUCUCCGAGAAGGCCUCGAACCAUCUGAGACAAUGAUAGGACAUAUUAUUGAAAUGGAGAUGGAUUACAUAAAUACUUCCCACCCAAGUUUUAUUGGUGGGAGCAAGGCUGUAGAACUUGCCAAUCAGCAGAUAAAGAAUUCCAGAGUUCCUUUACCUAUCAAACCAAAGGAUGGUUCAGAGCCUGAUAAGGCUCUUACUUCUGAAAGAAGUAUUAAAUCUCGGGCUAUUCUUGCAAGACAAGUUAAUGGAAUCAUCGCUGAUCAGGGAGUCCGUCCUGUUGCAGAUGGUGAAAAACUUCCAUCUACUGGAAGCACAAGUAUUUCAACUUGGGGUAUUCCAUCAAUAUUUGGUGGCAGUGAUAACCGCACAUCAGUGAAAGAGAGCUCAACAAACAACAAGCCAUAUAGUGAACCUGUUCAUGAUACUGAACAUUCCUUUUCCAUGAUCCAUCUCAGAGAGCCCCCAACUGUAUUGAGGCCUUCAGAAAACCUUUCAGAAACUCAAGCUAUUGAAAUUGCUAUUACCAAACUGCUCUUAAGAUCAUACUAUGACAUUGUUAGGAAGAACAUAGAGGACUCUGUGCCCAAAGCAAUUAUGCACUUCUUGGUAAACCAUACAAAACGUGAACUUCACAAUGUCUUUAUCAAAAAGCUCUACAGAGAAAACCUGUUUCAAGAAAUGUUACAAGAACCUGAUGAGAUCGCUUCUAAGAGAAAACGUACUCGAGAAACACUCCGAGUUCUCCAACUGGCAUUCAGGACAUUGGAUGAAUUGCCAUUGGAAGCAGAAACAGUUGAGAGGGGAUAUAGUCUGGGUUCUGAUCCAACAGGGCUGCCGAAGAUUCAUGGACUGCCAACAUCAUCAAUGUAUUCUAUAAGUAGUGGUUCAAAUGAUUCUUACACAGCUUCUUCCAAAAACCUAAAACCUCGCAAGUCAGCUCACUCGGGGGAACUACAGUCACACUUGUAUGCCAAUGCAGAUUCAAAUGGAAAUGGGCGCCAUUACAUGCCAGGCCUCUAUCCCACAGUUGAUCUGUAAGCCAUUUGAACGUGAAACUGUGUAGGUUGGUCCAACUUUCUUUUACCAAAUAUGGAGGCAUUAUAUUCAUUUGAUUGCUUAGUCUAAUUUUUCUCCCUCAAGAUCUUCAGAACUCCUCCAACCAAAGCUGGCAUAUUGGUAAGUUGGUGUUAUUUCCUAGCUUUUAUGCAUUUUCUUUUGACACCAUAUAUUUCCUUGUUCUACUGCCAUAAUAUAGGGUUAUUUGCAUUGUUUAUCGCUCCGGGAAGAAUAAUGGGAGCGAGGAACUUGCUCUUUUUUUUGUCAGAAAUGAUAGUUUUCUGUUCCUAUAUCCAUUCUUUUCGCAAUCUCUUUUCUCUCCCCCAUUUGUUAACAUCAGGCAGUAAACACAGCCGACUAUUUGCGUGAUAAUGCAUUUGGAUCAAGAAUGUUAGCCAUGGAGUCUCUGUCCGUUGGCCUGCUGGUUGUUGGGUUUUGCCUGUAAAGAAACGGAUAAUUGCAAUUUUGGAUUCAAUAAUUUCGGCAGAACUUGUUGAAGAAUAAUAAUCAUAAAAGCUAUGAAAAUUACUGUUGUUUCAUUGUAAAAGUUUUAGAUUUUGCUGUCAUCCAACUUGUGCAUGAUCUGAAGACUGAAAUUUGCCCUCAUUUAUAUGGUUGUGGAUUUAUUUUUAUGAA
Molecule: messenger RNA, 4170 nt
Organism: Gossypium arboreum
Lineage: Eukaryota; Viridiplantae; Streptophyta; Magnoliopsida; Malvales; Malvaceae
Product: dynamin-related protein 3A-like
Exons: 20
Coding region: 1021-3516 (831 amino acids)
Biological process (GO): peroxisome fission; mitochondrial fission
Cellular component (GO): membrane; microtubule; mitochondrion
Molecular function (GO): GTP binding; microtubule binding; GTPase activity
Source: RefSeq, a predicted model, not a curated record